CCCAGGUGGCUGUGAUGAGCCUCGCGGCGCCGCAGCCUCGCUGGGGCGCGGGUUUGGCGCCCGCUGCAGCGGCCCCGGCGGGACGUUAACGCGGCGCCCCCGCGUCCCCACCGCACCCGCGCUGGCUGGGGCGGCGAAGCCCGCACGCAGGAUGGCGGGGGCGGGGGAGCAGCCGCUCCGGGGCUCGGUAUGUGAGGAGGAGCAGCAAGAACAAGGAGGGGAGGCAUCACCGCUGAGCACUAAACACUUCAUUGCGGAUGUGGCACAUGGCCCAGGGAACAGCUUGCUAUCUACUUUCCACACCGUGAUUGUAAAAGAUGAGUCUGAGAGUAUCCUUGAAACAGGAGUUGGUGCUGAUCCCUUAAAGGAAGAGGAGGAAGAUGAAAACUACUGCAUGGUGCAGGUGGGAGGGUCACCCAGCCUGCACCCACCAGCCCUAGACUGCCAGCCUGGGAGCAUCCUGGAAACAAGAAAUGGUGCUGACUCUGUAAAGGAGGAAGAUGGAGGUGGAAACUACUGCAUGGUGCAUGUGUCUGGGUCACCCACCCUGCACCCACCAGCUCUGGACUGCCAGCUCAACUAUGCCACAAUGUGUGGGUCACUGCCAGCUUUCUUUGGCAACAUGAACUCUGUGCCCCAAGGCCCCGGAGCUGAGUUUACCCAGGAGAUCCCAGAUCAGUCACAGGAAAGAGCUGAGGGGUAUUACCCUGAUAGCACAGAAAAGGAGACCAAGAAACAAAAAAUCAGUGGCAGCAGUGGAGUGUGCUCCCCAAAGACAUCCAGUGUUGCUCCUGGGGACUUUUACAGCCUGGCACAGCUCCAGGAUGUGAAUCUGAAUCUUGGCCAUGCUACCCGCAGAUCAGCCCGGUGUGCGGCAGCCAGCACUGCAGGUCAGCAGUCCUACAGGGUGUCAUCAUUCCAGGAAUCUGGAGGUGGUCAGGAUGUGGCCAAGGAGAAAAAAGUGCCACCAGAGAACCCAGAAGAGCAGGGAGCUCUGCCACCUGUCCGAAAGAAAACACGCACCUUCUACAGUGCAGAGCAGCUAGAGGAAUUGGAGAGGAUGUUCCAGGAAGACCAUUAUCCUGACAAUGAAAAGAGGCGAGAGAUCGCUGCUGCCGUUGGUGUAACACCACAGCGCAUCAUGGUCUGGUUUCAGAAUCGCAGGGCAAAGUGGCGAAAAUUAGAGAAACUGACUGUGAAAGGGAGCAAGAAAUGCACAUCAUCAACAACUCUGUCAGUUCCUUCAGGAGCAAGCACUUAUGGGCCAUCUCUCCUGCCUAUGCCUCCACUGCCUGACAUCAUUCAUGACCAGUCUGCCAUGCUCAACAUGGAUAUCACAGUUGGGAACUAUCCCAGCAUGCUCAGUGGGCAUCCUGCGCCGCUCGUCUCCUCAUCAGUCUCUUCGGUAACUGGAGUGGUGACGUGUUGUGAGGCAGGUCAGACAAAGGCAUUAUCCCAGGGCAGCUUCGGUUCCAGCAGGAUGGAGUGCUUCCCCACAAUUCCCAGCCCUCCACCCAUUCGUAGGGCCAGCCUCCCUCUCAAUAUGACCUUCAACCCAAACAAUCAUAUUGUUCCAUUGAUGCUGGACACUCCCAACAGUGAAUGUAGCCCAUCCAGUCAGGAAAGCAGCUCCAGGGAGGUCCUCACUUACAGCUUCCAGAGUCAAGGUGUCAGCUCACCAACCUCAUGCAAUUACCCUGACCAGCUGGAGCCCACAGCCAACCUAGAGACCCCAUAUUAUCACUACAGUAACCAGCCUGGAACCUACCAGCUGCCCCAGUACCCCCCGCAGCACCAGCUCUCCCAGUUCCACCACCUUCCAGUCCCCCUUGCCAGCAAUGUGCUGCCCAGUGUCCGCCUUACACCUACUACACCCAGUGAAUCCAAUCCAGCUUUCUUCACCUUGGCUGGCAAUAGUGGGGUUGUGACCUACGGAGCGGCAGGUGCCUCACGAGGGUAUUUACAGCACCACCUAGGGGGACAGAUCCUGUUACAGCAGCCUGCUGGGACCUCAGGAGGUAUCACUACCUACCAGGCUGUCCCCUGGAAUGAAUUCUACAUGCAGGGACGUCCAUUCUCCAAUCAGCUUUGCGCUCGAAUGCAGUUUUCCAGCACUGCAGCAGGACGUUACUCCACAGAGCAGGCUCCCUAUAUUCAGAACCCUGGUAUGAUGCAGCCCACUCCCUGUUUCCUCCAGCUGCCCAAAGGGGCAACAUCAGGAUCUGUGGUAUUUACGGAAAAACAAAGGGCAAUGCCAGCACCAGACCAGACUUCAUAUCAGGACCACCAAUUGCAGAUCGCACCAGCUGAAAGAGAGGACCCAGAGAGCAGCAGCAGCGUCACCAAGGAGGAGGAAAGUGCUGCUGAUGACAAAGAAGAGAAUACGAAUUGACUCUGCACUUUGAAAUAAACAAGGAGGAAGGGAUGUUGUUGUUGUUGUUGUUAUUAUUAUUAUUAUUAUUACUAUUAUUAAUAAACACUGCACUAUGAGAGAAACAGAGGAAAGAAGAAUUAAUAUUAUUUGCAAUGGAAGUGCUUUUUUGUUUUUUUAUUGUUGCCGUGAUUGUUCUCCUGCUGAGGAAAGAAGCAGUGAAGUUUCAAUCAAUAAAAGCUUCUGGUCUCUGCUUUUUGCAAAUCUCCUGACUUUUGAGUUUUACUAAGAAAGAUGAUCUUGGUGAGCCUAAAGAAGGUAACAAGGACUCAGUGGACAGGGGUGGCUGGAAACCAGGAUCUAUUGGUUACAGAUGGCGCAGAAAGGAGAGUCCUUUGGCUGGAGUAACUAAAGCUUAGGGAGCUGUAGAAAGUGAGGAGAGGGCUCCAUUGGUACCCAGAAUUCAGAAGAUACUGAAGAUGCUAGAAGACAACUCCAGAGUGGGUAAGAUUCUGGGGAUACUGAUGGGGUAAGGUGCAUUGCAGACCACACAGGAAGGGAGCCCCAGGGAGAAGCUAGUAUAAACAGUGCAGAUAGAGGAACUCCAUGGGUUUAACCCAAUUUCACAGGGUCGACAGAGCAGGAGGGAGGAUGGGGAGCCCAGUGCCAUCCUUAUGGUGUUUGUUUAUAGCAACAUUUAGAAUUUUUAGAAAACAAAUUAUUGUUGUAACCUGAUGCCCAUCCAUUCAUAAUUCAUUGAACAUUCCCAUGGAGUUAGUUUGAUGUGGCUUUGAAUGUCUGUUACUAAACCAAACUAAUACAUGUUAGCAAUGAAGGAUGGAGGGAUUUAAAUAUGCCCAUCUCUGCCUGCACACAAUCCCUGACUGUGACCCAUCAGUUUUUGAGGAAGAAUAACUGUGAUAAAAGGGGAUAGUGGAAGAUCAUGGGGAAAGUCUAAACUGGUACAUCUUGCAUUUACAUCUAUAUGCUGUCAGGCUCUGUCUCAGUUUAAUCUCCAUAAUCUCCAAAAUAUUCCAUAGCCAGGGUCCUGUUGCUAUCCUUGCUUUUCCCCUAGAACCUGUGAAUCUUGUUCUGGAAAUGUCUACCUGCAUCAUCCCUAUGGAGUACAGUAGUUUUAGUGAGUUGCAGAUUAUUAUCUUCUGAGAUAUCUGUCUAGGGUGGGGCAAAGCACUGUGCAAAAUCAGACUAGGGCCUUGAAUUCAGUCCUUAAAUGGAUAAGGAGACAUUGGAGGUCAUGGAGGACUGAUACAAAGGGUUCAGUUAUGCUCAAUAAUGAAUGGGCAGCUGUAUGCUAUAUGAGUUGCAGUUCUAUGUGAAGUUUUAUCUUCAGCUGCAGAUGUGUGCUGUAGUCUAGCCUGGAGGUCACAAAGAUGUGUAUCACAGUGCUAAGGUCCUUGUGAAAAAGGAGUGUGUUGUCCUAACAAGCUGAAGAUGGCAGAGGCGUGUUCUUUCCCACUGGUACAAUCUGUGUGUCCAGGAGUAACAAGGAGUUUGACCCUGAGGCUUUAUAUUAGACAGAUGGUCUCAAUCAAGGGUGAGGCCCAUGUUCUGUAAAGUGGCCUAAUACAUAUGCUGAAGAGGCUGGAUUACUAUAUUGAACCUUGUGGGAUUUCACAUUGUUACAGUUCUUGGUUAGAACUCUGUGGACUCUCUGAAAGGAAUGUUUGGCCCUUCUUCUGUCUCCUAUAUAUCGCUCAUUAUCUGUUUAUGGCUGACAGUACUGAAGGCAGCUGGAAGAUCAAGCCAUGUAAUCAGGGAUCUUAGGUAUUUCAUGAAUCCCCAGCAACAGAAUUUACCAUCAUUCUACAGCAGACUCUUACAUAUUCAUUCUAAAGAGCAAAAAUGUCUUGCCUCUCUGAGUAUGAAGAAAAAGAGAACCAAGUGUAAACUAAUUCAGUGGUCAGCAGACAGCCUAAAUCAAUAACUCUGGGAGAUUGUGAAUGAUAGCUUUUCACCAUGUAAAUGUUAGCUCUGAAACCUUGUGCUGACAAUGACAGAAGUAAUCUUUUUAGAUCAGUGCUGUUUUUGGAUCCCGGUUGGACUGAUGGACAGAGUUGUAGGACUAAGGCCUGCCAGAAAGCCAAACAGAACCAACAACAGAAAACCAUGUCCUACCUGCCUCUACUCUAAAGAAAGUUAGUGAUUUUGUAUGGUAAACGUUUUAUUUGUUGUGUUUUGGAUGUUAUAUGUUGUUCUGGUAUUACAAGGUCCUUGCACCCUGUCACUGUGACUUUCCUAGUGAAACCAUGAUUUAGGGAGUUAGACUCAGAAGACUAAAUAUGUGACCUUUCUCACAAAGAUUUGUCAUUAAAUUAUGCAAGUCAGUUUCUAGAAC
Molecule: messenger RNA, 4727 nt
Organism: Dermochelys coriacea (leatherback sea turtle)
Lineage: Eukaryota; Metazoa; Chordata; Testudines; Dermochelyidae
Gene: NOBOX
Product: NOBOX oogenesis homeobox
Exons: 9
Coding region: 152-2392 (746 amino acids)
Biological process (GO): regulation of transcription by RNA polymerase II
Molecular function (GO): RNA polymerase II cis-regulatory region sequence-specific DNA binding; DNA-binding transcription factor activity, RNA polymerase II-specific
Source: RefSeq, a predicted model, not a curated record